Messenger RNA from Penicillium antarcticum, 288 nucleotides. RefSeq lists its product as uncharacterized. The transcript has 3 exons. The record is from RefSeq and is a predicted model, not a curated record. NCBI's taxonomy places the organism in Eukaryota, Fungi, Ascomycota, Eurotiomycetes, Eurotiales, Aspergillaceae. Bases 1 to 288 code for a protein of 95 amino acids.
AUGAUCUCCUCCGCUACAGCACGGAAAACUUGGAUAUUUAACGAAUUGGCCGAUAGAAACACGCGUGACAAGGAGAAUGGCGUGAUGUCGCUGAGUUUUUGGCAUGUCAAGCGCAAGAACUUGACAUCUUUGUUUGGCACGAAGCGCACAAUAAAUGAAAUGAUUUUAGGGGGAAGCGGGGGGGACGAAGAAACCACGGGCUUUGUGUUGCUAUCUCGGAUCGGGAGGACGGCGAAGCCAUUGAAAGUUGGUUGUGGGUUGGAAGUUGCGCAGAUACGGGGGGCCUGA